Cetraspora pellucida is the source of this 1548-nucleotide messenger RNA. The record is from the annotation of a GenBank genome assembly. NCBI's taxonomy places the organism in Eukaryota, Fungi, Glomeromycota, Glomeromycetes, Diversisporales, Gigasporaceae.
AUGCAAUCUGAAAUUGAUUUACUAAAACAACGAAUUUCUGAACUUGAAGCCAAAAAGGCUGAGCUCGAAGCCAAGAAUGCUAAGCUUUUAAAACAGGUUAUGGAAGAGAAUGCCAGGCGAGAAGCUGAGAAUGUUGAGCUCAAAGCCAGGAUCGCCAAAUUGAAACAGACUGCAGAAGAAAAUACUGAGCUUAAAGAUAGAAUCAUGAAAUUGGAACAGAAACAGAUCCAGAUUAUUAUUAAUGAACAGGAAGCAUCUCAUACAAAAGAUAUUUUACCAUAUAUCAAGAACCAUUCUUAUGAGGAGAAAGGUAUUACUCCUGAUCCCUUGCCUAAAAUAGAAUAUAGCUCAACACAAUUUGAAUCUUCAAUGGAACCUGAAACAUUUACGACCUCUUUAUUACAAGAUAUUAUCGAUAAUGAUUCAGUCAAGACCCUCGAAUUUUUAGAAACAAUGCACAAGGAAAGGAUUAGUAGUGAGAUAAAAGAAAGAAACUGGAAAAAAAAACUUCAAGGAUCACAUAAUAACUCAACUCAAUUCAAAACAUCAAACACAUCAACACCUGAAUCUCUGGACCUGAAAACUCCAGGACAAAACAUCUCAAUCAUACAAGAAAAAGAAACAGAAAAUAUCGCUCAAGUGAUAGUUAAUGGCAUUCAGGAUAAUAAUAAUCUUUUAGAUGAAUCGAAGAUGAGACAUAGUCUCGAGGCUUUGCCUCUUCAAAGCUUUGCUUCCUCAAACCAUGUUAUUGAAAUUUCAAUGAUGGUUCUUCGCCAAAAUUCUUCUACAGUCUUGUUACUUGAUUUAGCACAAUUAUUUGAUAAGGCAACUGAUGCUGAAUAUAGCGCUAUAAAAGCUAACCAGGAAGAAACCUUAUGCUGGAUUAACUAUCAUCUCAUUAUUAUUCAUGAAAGAAGGUCCAAGGAAAUGGGAUUACAGCUCCCAGAAAUUUCGCGUAAAACUUUAUGCAAAAAGACCCAAAAGGCCAUAAGGACUUAUAAAAUAUUUGACAAAAUAGAUGAGUCUAAUAUAGAAAAUCACAUGACUGAAAUUUCAACAUCGGCCUGUCACCAAAAUCAUACAACUGAAAUUGUGAGUACUUUACCAGAAACUAAGGUAAGUGCAUUUUCUAAGAAGUUAUUACUAGAAAAAUCAUCAGAAACAAUUUCAGAAAAAUCAAGCACAUCAUCCAAUCCAACCCAUGACCAUGCUUACUUUUGUAAUAAGACACUGUUGCGAUAUUCUGAUCUAUAUAAAGCAUUUAUUACUGAAAAAUUUGAUAAUUAUGGAAUUAUUGAGGGUUUAUUAUGCCCAGUAUGUAAACUAAAUCAUGAUGAGAAAAGUGUAAAAAGUAGAUACGAGGAUGCUGAUGAUUAUAUCUUACAGGACAGUUUACCAGAAACUCAGAUAUCUUUUGAGGAAAAGACUUUAUUUGUACCACAACUAAAUGUUCAAUCUAGACCAUCCAAACCUCAAUUACCAAUUUCUAUUCUAUCUAAAGACCUAGAAAAAAAGCAACAACACAUUAUUAAAAUAGUAUUAAAGUGA